GCUGAGGCAGCUUUGGGCUCAAUAGCCUCCCUCCGGUCAAUCUAUGGCUCCGGCCCACUUCAUUCCACCCUUUUAUUCGUGCCCGCGAAAGCAUGCCCUCCCUCCUAAGCUUUCCGCGUUCCCCACCACUCUCUCUCUCUCCUUGCCGCCGACGCCCAUGGCGAAGAUCUCAGUCGACAUACGCUUUCGCUCCUCCACGCCGGAGAUCCGGCAGGAGAGCGGUACUGGAGGGUCCAGGACAACCGUAUCUCGGGAGCCCGGUCCCCGGCGUCGUCUUUGCCUACCAUUACGUCUUCGACCUGAGCUACGGUAACUCGGUGGUCUACGAUCUGCUCAUCAAGUCAGCAUCCAAGCCGCCGUCGACCUCCUAUUGAUCGAGAAUAUGAUCAUGUCAAACAGCUGCGGCAAAUAAGUUAGUAUUCUUGAUGGGCCAAAGCCCAAUUGAACUGGUGCUUCUUCCUCCCCUCUUCUGCGAGCCCAACAUGAUGGAGGCCGCCCCUUCAGCCAACCUUCGAUCUUUUCGGCGGUGAUGAUGUCCACCUCGGUGGCGUCACCCGGUUCGAGAACUCCCCGGGCUUCCUCAAAUUUCGUGACUCGGGCUCAGCGUUCGCCGAUUCCGAACCCUAUUCCUCUUCCUAAUUCGGUGAUUCUGAGCAAAGCAUUCGCGUUUCUGUCAUGUGGGUCGUCGGAGGUUCAGCCGUGGGUUGCCUAUUCUUGAUUUCGGGUGGUUGCGGACGGCCUGCCCUUUUCCCGCAGGUAAUGAGGACGAUGGAAGAGAAGCCGAUGGUUCGUCCAACGUGGGAUUCAGUUCUUGGGCGAUUGUCAGUCCUGAUUGCAAUAUCAGGUCAUUAUUGUGCCAUCUAAAUUCAUGUUGACAGCCAUCAGAAAUACUCGCUGAUUGCAUGGAGCUUUUUUAAUUUCAAUCGCCUUCUGAGUAAACGGAACAAGCAGAACGAUGUCUACAAGUGUGGAGAGCCUACGUGGAACAUUUUGAGGUGUCCUUGUUUGGAGAGAGCAGGGCACAUGACUUUCCAAAAUCUGACUUCUCCUAUUCGCUAGGAUAAGUUAGUUAUCCAGCCAACUUCAUUGAGAACUUCACAGCUAAAUCACAUCACUCUUUGCAAUGAUAGUCAACUGUACAAUCUGAGGGGGGGAGCUCAUCAAAGUAGAUCCUUGAAGAAGGAUCUGCCUGCAGUUGGAUGCCCAUCGGCGUUGUUGGUGUUGCAGCAUCUUGUCAGCUGUCAGUUCACGGUGGACGACGAGAAGCUGCAGGUCGCCAUGGGAUUCUCUCCACACCGAGCCUGGGCUCUGCUUGGGAGGACUCUGCCUGAUGGUAGCUGUCAUUCUGUCAAUCUAGCUCCAGUGUGACCCUUCAAGAACGUCCAUAGUGGUUUGGUUUUGGUGCAUCAUCGUUACAGUCCACGCCUUGAUCUCCGCUGAUAGGUGCAACAUCAUCGCCAUCCUGAGUCUUGUAUAAGAUGAUUAUUCACUUGAUGGCCAAGACCUUGGUUGCAAUGAUUGCAUGUAACGGAGUCCAUCUGUGGACUGUUAUGUGUAUAUAAUUUUUAUAUUACUCUUUUUUGUUUUUUACUCAAUUGAUUGUACAUUCUUGUGUGUUUAGAUUCAAAAGUUUAUGUGAGUAAAAUAUUUGUGUAUCCAUUAUUACAUUACAAACUGGGAAAUACAAAGAGAAUGUUUAAAUCUCGUUGUUAUUCUCUGAUCAUUAAUUAAUGCUCUGAUUGGCUAAUCUUUCUCUCUAUGUGAUUUUGUUUCCAUCUGUGGUUUAGUAACUCUUUUUUUCAUCUAGUCAUGUUAUUUAUAUACCCCAAAGCAUCAUCUGUUUUCUAUCUUAGCUUCUUUUUGUUCCAAAUCGAUGUUUGCUCGCUCGUUUGGUUGCUGUCUCAGUUCCAUCAGAUCAUGCCAUGACAUCAUAUCCUUAGCUGCUACUUGUUUGGGUUACAUCCCUUCCUAGGCUAGGCUGCAGUGGCCUCCGGGAGAGAUCUUCCGGGACCCCACGAUGCACCCGGAAGUGACGCCGGGUCAUUUCCGCCCUAACUGAGGCUUUCGUCUCAUGCACACAAAAGGUUGGUCUGCAUGUCUUCAUGCAUCACUCCAUCAUCUUAGUCAUUUCUGCUGCUUCACUAUGCACCUUAAAUGAGAGAGAGAGAGGCCUGUCUGCCAUUAAAAAGAUGUCUUUACGUAGAAGAACAUAUACUGAUAUACGAAAGGAAGCUUACUGUUAGAUGUUGUCAAGUGGGAUUCUGGAUCCAAAUUUCGAUCAAAUGGAGGCCGAGAACCAAGAAGGCUUGAUUGAAGGAGCAAGGCCCACGAGCGAGAGAGAGAGAGAGAGAGAGAGAGACAGAGAUAGAUACAUAGAUCCGAAGGCAUUGCAGUAUUUAGUGUGAGUCGCCAUGGUGGCAGAACCAAGGUCCCACACUAGAUCACAACUUAGAUUCACCGAAUGUCCUGACCACUAGCAUUUCUUCAGUCAGAUGGCGGACUCGAAGGCCUAGAUAAUCUGCAUACAAGAAAAACGAAAAAGAGAAUAUGGUAAAGCAAACAUCUUUGCAGCUUUACCUGCAGUGAGGCCCUAAAGACAACAAUUUGGGCAUUGAAGGCUCUGUCCUCAAUCCAGGCUUCUUUAAUCACAAAAGAACAGAUGGAAAUGUGGAGGCACGCUCACACCCAUUUGAACUUUGAGAAGGACCCCAACGAGCGAGAGGACUGAUGCAAGGACCACAAGCAGUAGCCCUGACACUGUAGAUAUAGCCCUUGUGGCCAUUGUUCAGUUUGGGUGUUUGUCUUAAUGUCUUCCCACCCUCCUGUGCUUGGCUUGGCUUUAUUACCUCUCCCCACUGUUGGUGGGGAGACCCAUGCAGGACUCCUUGAGGCCCCCCAUGUCUGUCUCCUCUUUCCCAUCACACAUCGAUAAUGAGGGCAGGUGCCUAAACAGGGGACCAAGCACCUAAAGAUGAUGACUUGACCAUUAUAUCUUUACUUCUAUGAGCAUAUGGGAUGGAAGCAACCACAGAAGUGCAUCAAAGGUGAUGAGGACAUUGACAUUUCAGUGCAUAAUCUCACAUGUUUUUAGAGAGAGAGAGAACUUGAAACUUGGGUCCGGGCAGGAAGAUGGCUUGAUGCAGAGAGUCAGUAUGAGGCUAUAGUGAGAACUUUAAUUGGGAUUUGGAGUUUACUGGAAAGUGGAAUGUCAUGUGAGCUUGCGUCUCUCUCUCAUUGACUUGUCUUACGCACCGGGCUGUUGUCACCUCCAUUCGGUUGCUAUUCAAAUAGGCCUCCUUGCUCUGUACCUUUAGGCUAACUGCUAUUCUUGUAGGGGAUCUUGCUUGGAUUUUGUUUAGAUUUCCUGUUUCCCUUGUGAAAGAUAAGCACCACAAUAAAUAGCAUUGUUAUUGUGCAGUGGCAGCAGCUUGCACAAAACCAGCUUUAGCUUCUCCUAAUGUUUCUUUUCUUAGUUUGCGCAAUAAGAGCACAAUAAGUGGAGUGAAAGAGUCCUGUGAUACACUAUUGUGUUCAGUACUUAACAUAAGAGAUUGCUAGGCGGCUCUUCUUUUUUCAUUAGCAACGCUAAUUCAAGCCUUUUCAUUUAAAAAGAGCACAUUGAUGUUAUGCUGAAGGCCGGAAUAUCCCUAAUAAAACAAAUCUUGCAGAUAAGUUUUACUUCAUUAUGUAGCAGUAUGGUCUCAAACAUUCUUGGUUGCUCGUUUUUAUUCAACUAAGAUAAAGUUGGAGAGCAUGAGCAGGUGCCUUAUGAAUUGUCAAAGUCAUUAGUUUGGACUGUAGUAUCUUGGUACUAAAUUCCACUUUAUCAUUUCACGGUAAGGGGGGACAGAUGGGUUCGUCCUUCUUGGCUGAUGGUUGGAGCUCCCACAUAGCUUCUCCUUUAUUAUUAUUAUUAUUAUUUUUGGGUUUUAUACCUCACCACCACUGACCUUUGUCUCUUGAGCUUUUUAACUGGCCUAGUUCAUUGGUGUUCCUUUCCUCUGAAACCACUGUAUCAAGUGAGGCUGUUGCUUUCCUCGAGGGUGGUGAUGUACCACAUCUCCUCAGACCUUAAAUGUCCAGGCCUAAGCGUUCCAUCCAAAGAAGGAAAUGGCCGAGCCUGUGCUUUGUAUCCUCCCUCGGGCAUGACACAGAAUGAGAGACAAUCUCUUCUGCUCUGUGAAAGCUAAAUGUUGCUAUAGAAUGAUUAAGUUUGCGCAUGCUCAGGGACAGUGCAAAAGGAGGAGGGGAGACCACACCUAUCAACUUUGGCAAAGUAGCACACACAUAGAGUUGUUGGGGUAAAUGACUUUUUGGUAGGUUGAAUGAAAAGCUUUACAGACAUACAUGAAGAUAGUAAGAUUAUGUUAACAGAGAAGCAUGGAGCCAGAAAAUGAUACACUUACUGGACACAGGUAGAAGAUGGAUUUAGUCAAUCUCAGUAGUAGUGUGUCUGGGGCCAGAAGAUGUCGAUAGUAAUAAACAGGGAGAUGUGUCAACCAGUUACUUCUCCAUCCUGUUUGCCCUUCCAUCAUCUGCUUUACCUGUAGAUAAGACAGGAGAUAAGUAUGCUAACCUUUACACUGACAGUCUUUUAUAUCUUUCAUCUGCAAACCUUCUGCGCAAUGGCAUCACCAAUGCCAAUGCCACUAUGUUGUCCUCACUCCUCAGUCCUCUGUGCCAGCUCACGUGUAAGGAACAAGAACCACACGUGUGGAUGCAUGUGCCAACAGAGAUUAUUUAUACACUCGCCUUGCCAUUUACCUGAGGGCCACUGUGAAAAGGGGCAUCACAGACGGAUCUCAAUUAAAACCCUUGCUUUCUUGAACUUUCCAAGCCUGACAAGAUUAAAUAGCUGGUUAGCCGAGACAAGGGGCUCCCUCUUCCCUGGUCGUCCCAUGCUAUUAUCCUCAUAAUAAUCCCACCUUUGCCGGGCAUGGCAGCUUCCAAAGCAUUCUGUACUGGGGGAGCAUUUGUUUCACAGUUCAAAUUAAUGGUGUGCUUGAGCUUGUCUUGAUUUACGUGUAAAUAUCAUGUGGUUGACUUUUCGAAAGGAACCAACGCCGGAUGGCUUUACCAGUAGGAGAGUGGAAGUCAUCAAGCUCUAAACGCCAGCUGCAGGGGACAACUGUGCCUGUUCCUUAGCACCCAUUUGCUUGGCUGUUUAUGUAGGUGGAAGUCUUUACUGAUAGCAACCUUAAGGAAUAUUUAGAGAGAUUAUACAUCUUUUAGAAUGCAUGCAUUUGUUAUAUAGCAGGAACUUUGAAUCCUGCUAAAACACAUUCUCAUCCUGAAACCCUGGAAGAAUUACUGUUUACCAAGAAGAAACAAGAGUUUAGACUGAGUCAUAUUUAGUCUGUCCAAGUUGCAAGAGAUCUAGUAUUCUUCAUUUGGAAUGGAUUAUUCAGAUAUGUAGCAGGGCCAGAUCUCUCUCGGGCUUAAAUGCUGUUGAUGUUCGAGCACAUCAAGCUUUCCACCGAGCCAGGAAAGAAGAUCCCUGAGUACCGCAGUUACUCUUAACCAGUAAAUGAUUGUCAAGAGAUUAGCCUUAUACUACAUGCAAAAUUUUCCACACUGUGAACGCAAGGUUUAUGGCUAGUGAUCGAAUUAUGCUCCUCUGUGUUCUUUAUGGAACUAAGAAGACCAAAACCUCAGAGAAACAAAGGAGUCUUUCAUACAAGCACAUUACUGAAACAACAUCACUGCUACGGAUCACAGCCUCCUGCUUUGUGAUCAUGUCUAUUGUCCUCCAACAUUGAGUUUGACUUGCAUCCUCGGAAAGGGAGAGGAACUUGGACCGAAGGAAGCACGAGCGAAGAAGGACGACACCAAUUAACCUCCACCAUUUAUCCCCUGCUAAAGGGGUUCGAAGGAGGCUUGGAAUGAUGGGGACAUUGCUCCAAGUUAGGAGGCAUCAUAUUGGUGAAUGCACUCAUCAUUGCAGUAAUCAGAAAAGCGAUGGGGAGAAGGAUGACGGCCAUUGAUUUCUGUACGUUGAAACUCCCUUCCCCUCAUUCCUCUUACCAUUCUAUCUUCAUCCCAUCUACUUUUUUUCUGAUCCCAAAUCAUUCUCACUAGAAAAUCUGUCUCCAUGAACACCAUGCACAUCUGCAUGCAUAACAAAAAAGCCUUGAUAGAAGCCACGGAAUCUCCAUAGCCUGCAUAAUAACAUCACCAUCCAACAUGUAGCCUAGGGCCCAAGAAAUCAAUCAGGAAACAAAGGAGAUGAGAACAAUGCUCAUUGCUUCCUUUUAAGAAUUCGUAUUAGAAGCUCGAUGGGACCUGGCAACUUGCAUCCAAAAGUCCCAGGUGUAAAUGUCUACCUAGUGCUGAAACCAGCUAAGGAGGAGGCAUCAUUAGGAUGAACUUGUAGAAUAAUGUCAUGUUACCACUCCUAUGCAAGUAAUUUAGUUCUGAUAAGGAUUGAUGGAGAUGACAGUAUGAUUUGCUUGAUGUAAUCCUGGACCAAACUUAUCUUAAGAUACUGUAUUCUAUAGAGAUCUAAGUACAUUGAUGCUCUCCUAUCCCAGAGAAGCUUUUCUUUCGUGCUUUUAGGCACUUCUCUCAUCAUUCCCGGAAUACAUCAAGCUUAUCAUGAAGACCCACAUCUCACUUUACUUGGAAGCAGCUGUUGACUACAGGAGGAAGGGAGAAGGAGCAUGACAGGAGAUUUGAUCAGUAGCCUUGGAUUGCACUGCAGACUGAUGCAGAGAUAGUACUGCUGUUCCGGAGUGACUGGUUGGACAGUUGUCCUCCCUUUCAAUCUUUCUCGUAGACACGAGACUGUGCAAGUAGCAACCUUGUUUUGGCUACCAUAGCAAAUAUCCUCCUCCUUGAUUCCUACCACAAGGCAAGGAGAUGGAAAGGGCCUCUUCUCCAGUGACAGCACCGCCAUUAAUUCUAUUGCUUUCAAGGGUUUAAGGAUCAAUAAGAAAAGCAGAGGGAGGUGGGGGAGGAAACAAAAGCCACAAGCAUGGUCCUUCUCUGUACACAGAUCCCUAUGGCGUGCUGUGAGGUUGUAUUGAUCCAGUUUUUUGCUUAGUGGAGCUCCUUCCUUUUUCUAGUUUAAAGAGACUUGUAGUCUUCUCCUCCAGUGUCUCUCCUCUCCCCUGCAAUGUCACCGCAUAUGGUGUCGGUAACGGGCGAGCUGAUGAUGUUUCGGCUAUUUUCGUCAUAAGAUGUGUGGGUGUUCUCAGCAGUUCGAUAGCUCAUCCUUUCACAGGAGAUGGUAGAUGACUAGAGACAUGCCCAAUGUGAGGAGAAGAUGAAAUCCAUGAACAACAGCAACUGGUUGGGUUUCUCUCUCUCCACUCGCAUGAACAUGGAGGUGUCUUCAGAGCCCCAUCAUCAUCAUCAUCAUCAUAACCAUCAUGAGAGCCAUCAUCACCAAACACAAACAACCACUGCUGGUGUUUCUUCUGGAGUCCCAUGCAGUCUCUUUCUAUCUCCUCAGUUGAGCAGCACCGAGAUCUGCUAUGGAGGGGAAGGAGAGAAUGGAGGACUCUAUUCUCAGUUGCCUGUCAUGCCACUCAAGUCUGAUGGCUCUCUAUGUAUCAUGGAAGCCCUCAGCAGAUCGCAGCAACAAGGAAUAGUGCCAUCUCCGCCUCCAAAACUAGAAGAUUUCUUAGGUGGUGGUCCAAAUAUGGGGGCCGAUCACCACUGCGGGAACUAUGACAGGGAAGCAAUGGCGUUAAGCUUGGACAGCAUGUACUACUACCAAAACUCGGAGACUCAAGGCAACGGAGCCCAUUCUCUGGACGCUCUCCAUGGGCAGCAGCAUCAUCAGCUCUUCUUGCAACCGUUGCAGGGAGGGAUGUGCUCUGAACUCGCAAGCCAUGAUAUGUAUCAAGCACCGAUGGAGGAGGGAACAAUGGUGGAGGAUGGCAUUCCCAGUCUAAAAAAUUGGGUGGCUAGGAACUAUAACGCUUGCGACAGUGGACUGGGCGAGGAAGGUGGCAUCGGCCCCAGUUCCAUUGGAGCUGUUGGGUUUGGAGAGUUGCAGUCCCUGAGCUUGUCCAUGAGCCCCGGGUCUCAGUCUAGCUGUGUGACGGCUCCAGCACAGGUUUCUUCUACCACCGAGCCCAUGGCCUUUGAUACAACGAGGAAGAUGAGGCCCGCAAAGGGAUGCCAAAAGCAGCCAGUUCACAGGAAGUCCAUCGAUACAUUUGGGCAGAGAACAUCUCAAUACAGAGGUGUUACUAGGCACAGGUGGACAGGUAGAUACGAAGCUCAUCUUUGGGACAAUAGCUGCAAGAAAGAAGGCCAGACAAGAAAAGGAAGGCAAGUUUAUCUAGGGGGUUAUGACACGGAGGAGAAAGCUGCAAGAGCUUAUGACUUGGCUGCAUUGAAGUACUGGGGACCAUCAACACACAUCAACUUCCCUCUGGAAAGUUAUGGAGACGAGCUUGAAGAAAUGAAGAACAUGAGCAGGCAAGAAUACGUCGCCCACUUGAGAAGAAAAAGCAGCGGAUUUUCACGAGGAGCAUCUAUAUACCGAGGAGUAACGAGGCAUCACCAACAUGGAAGAUGGCAAGCUCGAAUUGGCAGGGUUGCUGGAAACAAAGAUCUUUAUCUUGGAACUUUCAGUACUCAGGAGGAAGCAGCUGAAGCAUAUGACAUUGCUGCGAUAAAAUUUCGCGGGGUGAAUGCUGUGACUAACUUUGAUAUAACAAGAUACGAUGUAGAGAAGAUAAUGGCAAGUAGUACGUUGCUUCCGGGAGAACUUGCCAGGAAACACAAGGCAAUCGAAGCAGGAAAAGAUGCUCCAUCAGGAAAAAACCCUAGUCGAGACCCGACUGAAGAAAACAACACUGCUGGUUCUGGAUGGAAGAUGGUGCUCUACCAAUGUGCCCAGCACAAAUCGCCAUCCACCGGAUCUCAUGCUCACGAACCGAUGAUCAUGGGUGGUGAGUAUCGGAGCCCCAUGACAUUCCCAGCGGCACUUCAUGGCCUGAUCGGAGUAGAAGCAGGGAGCUCGGUGCAAGGAGUCGAUGAUUCGGAGAAGAUGAGCAAUGCCCACUUAUCAAACCAAUCAUCGCUGGUGACCAGCUUGGGCAGUUCCAGAGAAGGGAGUCCCGACCGGACCGGUCUCUCCAUGAUGUACGUCAAUGCCUCAACCAAGUUCAAUCCAACUCCGAUGAGUUCAUCGGCUCCACCGGCGCAGCCGAGGCCGACCAUUGCCAUGUCUCAAAUGCCAGUAUUUGCUGCAUGGAAUGAUGUUUAAGCAGUCUCUCACGACGACAAAGCAUGCAAAGUCCAUGAUGGAGUGACAGCAGAAAGCAAAGUUCACACCGGCUAAAGCGAGGAGAUGCCCUUUUUUAUUCCUUUCAGAUGGUUUGGGAGCAGAGAUUGGUGAUGCAUGAUCUUUGUGGGAUCAACCUUGCCUCACAUGUCAGUGGCCUCUUUUGCACCUUUAACUUUGGGGCCUAUAUAGGUGGAGGGAUUUUUGCAGGGAGUGGGCCAAAAGACAAAAACAUGUCACUGUGUGAGAUGAUGUUUAGUUACUACUACUCUGAUUUGGGGUCUUGCCAAGUACAUCAUGAAAAGCAGCUCCAUGCCUCAAAGCAAUGCAGUUUUUAUCUUUUUUGACCA
Messenger RNA from Musa acuminata AAA Group (dessert banana), 9591 nucleotides. RefSeq names its product AP2-like ethylene-responsive transcription factor CRL5. Bases 7265 to 9223 code for a protein of 652 amino acids. Gene Ontology annotation, molecular function: DNA-binding transcription factor activity; DNA binding. The record is from RefSeq and is a predicted model, not a curated record. Lineage: Eukaryota; Viridiplantae; Streptophyta; Magnoliopsida; Zingiberales; Musaceae. Gene Ontology annotation, biological process: regulation of DNA-templated transcription. The transcript has 20 exons.